GCAGUUGGUCAUAUACCGUUUCUAUGUGCGGGUACAUGCAGUCGGUUCAAGUUCAGCGUACGUCAGUCGGUCUCAGUAAAGCAGCAAUCAAAGAAAACAUUUGCCAGGCUUCUUUAAUCGUUUGGAUGUAAAAUCGUUCACUCACCGUUGCAGUGUGUGGCAACCAAAUUACCGUCAAUAAGAUAAUCGUUCCGAUUGUAGUAAAUAAAUUUGACCUUCGUUGGGAUCCGAUGGGUCAGUAGUGCUGGUGGGUUCCAGUGUAGGAGAUGUCAAAAUUUGUGAUAAUACUAGCCGUGGUAGUGACCUGCCUAUCGCAGCAACUGGCAGGAAUCGACGGAGCAGGACUCCGCAACGGUCCACUAAGCCUGUACGAGCAGCAUCUGUUCAAGCGUCAAGCCAAGGAUAGCAACGACGAAAAUGCCGGACUUUACGACCAGAAUGACUCCGUUAUUUCGCUUAAUGCAGGUAACCUGAAGGAAAAGGUAUUCGGACAGCCCCAUGCCUCGCUGGUGGAGUUUUACAAUUCGUACUGCGGUUUCUGUCGCCGGUAUGCACCCAUAUGGAAACAGCUGGCUAGCGAUAUUCUCGGCUGGCAGAAGCUGGUCAAGGUUACGGCGCUGGAUUGCUCCCGGGACGAGAAUAAUGCCAUAUGUCGAGAGUUCGAAGUGAUGGCCUAUCCAACGAUCCGGUUCUUCGCACCUUAUUACGAGGACGGAGCUCAGAAGAUCGGCGAACCGGUGACAGCUCACGCGGAAGCCGAAGUCAUCAACGCACUGAUCGAGCACAUGCAAAACGUAACACAAAAACCAGCAGGCUGGCCCGAUUUCACCCCCCUGGAAAGUGAUGCGCCAAGGGAACAACUAUUCAAUCCAACCGAGGCCAGACCGGAUCCUCCCAAGUACGCCUACCUAAUCAACGAGAAUGAAAUCAACGGGACAACGGUGGGCAGUCAGGUGAUGCUAGAUCUUCUGGAUGCCCCGCUAGCCGUGGUAAAACGUACCAAAGAAACGUCCGAACCCAGUGGACUGAAGGUUAUUGUAGGCGAUAGUAUGAGCGAGAUAAAACUACCGGUGGACGAGUUUAGUAGGGCGAAGGUUACGUCAGCAAUUCGUAAGCAUCUUAGUGAGCAUCACAUCCGCGUGACGGAAGUGGCGACCAAACCAAACAACAAAGAUUCCACCACCGAGGAGAAUAUUUCUGAUAUUAUGGAGAAAAAACAGGAGGAAGCAUUGCGAGUCAAAAUGAAGGAACUGGGACCGGCAAUUGUUUACCAAGCGGAUCUGGAGGAAGCUAUAAAAUUUGCCUUGUUUCACGAAGUGACUCGAUUUAAGAAGAUCGAUGGGGAACGAUUACUUGCUUUGCAGAGGUUUAUGAAUGUUCUUGUACGGUACUUUCCAUUCAAUGAGAAUGGGAUGAAGUUUUUGAAGGAAGUCCGACAGUAUGUGUUGAACGCAGAGAGUGAAAUUGGGGCCGAAGACUAUUCCAACCAGAUCAAGAAACUUGAACAGAAUCGUAGCCCAGUUUUUGCUUCGAAUCGGUGGAUGGGUUGCUCUAGCACGAAAGAUGGACUACGGCGAUAUCCUUGUGGUUUGUGGACUCUCUUCCAUUAUAUGACUGUUCAAGCGGCCGAAUCGGAAAUAUCCACGGACCCGUUGGAAAUACUACAAGCAAUGCACGGGUACAUAAAGUAUUUCUUUGGAUGUUCCGAUUGUUCUACACACUUCCAACAGAUGGCAGCCCGCAAUAAGAUUUGGAAUGUGACCAGCAAAGACGAUGCUAUUCUGUGGCUUUGGUCCAGCCACAAUGAAGUCAACCGACGACUAUCGGGAGACGCAACCGAAGACCGGGAUCAUCCAAAAAUCCAAUACCCUUCCAUAGAGAUGUGUCCCGAAUGUCGGAAACAGAAGCUCACCAACCACCACAACCAUCGACAGUACACCUUGGAUGACGCAAAUGAAUGGAACUUACUGGAAGUUUCGACGUUCUUGAAGCGGGUAUACUCAUACAAUAACCGAAACCAGCUGGGAUUAUGGGAUGCCAAUCUGCUUCCCCAACCGCUCGCACGUACCGGUGGCGGAGGAGCCGAUAGUUAUCACUCUAACCGAAGCUUCGGAAAUGUCCUGAAUGAAAUGGACAUCCGAAUGGGUGCACUGUUGUAUGUCGCUUGCAUCGUAAUGCUGUUGAUCGCCGUAAAGAUGGUGGUCAAAAGAGGAUACCGGAAAAAGAUGUACGCCCACGAUAUACUGGGAAAAGUGUAAACAGAGUCGGACCUUCCACCGGUUAGCUAAAAGUCUGUUUUCUUCCUGAAGCUGUAUAUUCAUCUAUCUUAGUACGUAAGCAUCAAGGUGAGACAAAGAAAAGUUUCCCUUUUAUCAGGAAAAUCGUAAAUUGUUAGCCUGAGGAGGAACUACUCUUUUCCCAUGUGUCUAGUGACAAUUUCUUUCAGUCUAUUUAGCUAAGAGAAGUUCUAAACGCUGGAACGACAUGAGCAUUUUUGUGAUCUAAUAAAAACAAAUAAAAUUGAUUUAUUGAAACGCCAACAUUCCAACAGUAGCGGAAGACA
Molecule: messenger RNA, 2563 nt
Organism: Topomyia yanbarensis
Lineage: Eukaryota; Metazoa; Arthropoda; Insecta; Diptera; Culicidae
Gene: Qsox1
Product: sulfhydryl oxidase 1
Exons: 2
Coding region: 267-2258 (663 amino acids)
Biological process (GO): protein folding
Cellular component (GO): Golgi membrane
Molecular function (GO): flavin-dependent sulfhydryl oxidase activity; protein disulfide isomerase activity
Source: RefSeq, a predicted model, not a curated record